Molecule: messenger RNA, 6765 nt
Organism: Clunio marinus
Lineage: Eukaryota; Metazoa; Arthropoda; Insecta; Diptera; Chironomidae
Source: the annotation of a GenBank genome assembly
UGAAUAAAAAUAUUAUAAAUGUAAUCUAAAAAAGUUAAAAAAUGAAGACUUCUCUAACAAACUUGUGAACAAAUUUUUUUUUCCAAGAAAAAUAAAAACAACACAAGAAGGAGAAAAAAACAAACAUUGUGAAAUUCAAGAGAAAUUUGUAAGCUAUGGUAGUGGCUUUGCCGUUUCGCUAUGACCUUUGGUCGAGCACUGACCCUGUACGUGAGGAGGACUUUAUUGAUGUGCAUGUUUUACUGCCAAAUGGUAACUACAUAAACCUAAAAUGCAGAUCCAUGACGACUCUAUUCGAAUUAAAAGAGGAGCUUUGGGAAGAGGCUGAAAAAUUUCCGUUAUUUGGACAUUUGCGUGACAAGUCGUUGUACAUCAUAUAUGCGAUAAAGUCAUCAUCUGCUCGGGUUGAGGAACUCACAGAUGAAUCACAAAGAAUUUGCGAUGUUCAGCCAUUUUUCGCGCUCUUUAAAAUCGCAGAACGUCUGGAACUUUCUGAAGAUAGUAAAUUGAAUGAAAACAUCACAACUUUGAUUGGCAAAAAGCUUAGCGAAUUCAAAACACUGAAAAAUCCAGAGGUGAACGACUUUCGUUACAAAAUUAAUUUGUUGGGCGAGGACAUUGCAAGUAAAAGGUCAACAAUGACAUUGAAAGAGAAGAUUCUUUAUCAAUAUCCACCGAAAUUAGCGAACACAAAUGAGAUUCCACACACCGUAAAGCAAGUACUGGAGAAUGGGAAAGAAUUCUUGAUCGUAGCAAAAUUAUCAAAUGAAGAUAUCUCAGUGACACUCAAAGUGUCUUGCUUCAUUAAUCCCACGAAGUUAAUGGAUGAAAUCAUGCAAAAAAUGCAAACGAAAAUCAAAAACUUUCGUCGACGAAUGAAUGAUUACAUCUUAAAAAUUUGUGGUCAAGAAGAGUACAUUUUCGGUGAUUAUCCUUUAAUUCAGUUUAUCUACAUUCAAGAUCGUUUGUCUCGCGGUGAAGUGCCAAUGGUUGUCGUCAAAUAUGUGUCAGAUGUUUAUGUGUUCACAAGCAAUUACUCGAGUGACCCAAUAAUGAGUCAUGGUCGUGCUAACGGUGGCAAAACAACGAAAAUAAACUCAUCGACAUUAAGAAAGAAAGGAAAACACAAAUCAUCAUGGGAUGUUGACGAUAAUUUUCAAGUAUCAAUUCAAACUGUUAGCAAUGUCACGGUUGAUACGAAUAAAAGCAUCGAGAUUGGAAUCCAGGCUGGUUUAUUUCACGGUGGAAAAACUUUAUGUGAAAAACAGAAAACAUGUGAAAUGGUAGUUAAAGAUUCAGGAAGUUGUACGUGGCUUGCAAGUCAUCAAACUUUGAAAUUUGAUAUCAAAGUGAAAAAUGUUCCGCGCAUGGCUCGACUUUGUUUGGUCUUGUACGAAACAGCAAAAAAUGCAAAACAUAUUCGAGCUCGAAGACUGAAAGAUAGCCAAAAAGAAAUAUUUAUCAAUCCUAUUGCGUGGGUGAAUACGACAGUUUUCGAUUAUAAAAAUCAAUUAAAAACUGGCGGACUUACACUUUACACUUGGACUUAUGCUGAAGACUCAGACUCAGAAGAGUUACUUCAUCCUCUUGGCACUGUGGAACCAAAUCCACGAACUGACGAAGCAACAUCAAUCACAAUGACGUUCCACGAUUAUAAUUCUGACUGUUCAAUGCUCUAUCCAACUGAAAAAGAAGUCAUCGAAUAUGCUGAUAAGCUUCUGAAAGCCUCUCAAAAGAUGCCUUAUCCAACAUCACCGACUGAAGAUGAUCGAUCAAUUAUCAGCAUACUUCAGCCUUACAUGCACAACGAUCGAAUUAAUGACAUUUCUGAACAAGAGCGAAAAGAGAUUUGGGAACGUCGCUUUGAUUGUUUACGUUAUCAACCUGAUGCACUUCCAUGUCUUUUGUAUUGUGUUGAAUGGAAUAAUCGCGAUGAAGUGUCGGAAGUGACAAGAAUACUCAAUGAAUGGCCACAAGAUAAGAUGUCAGUAGAGAGAACAUUGGAAUUGUUGGAUUAUGCAUAUGCCGAUCCAUUUGUAAGACGUUUUGCGGUUGAAUGUUUGAAAAAGAUUAAAGAUGAAGAUCUUCAAUUGUAUCUUCUUCAAUUAGUGCAAGCAAUUAAACAUGAAUCGUAUCUUUAUUGCGAUCUUGUUGAAUUUCUACUUCAACGUGCAUUGAACAAUCAAAGAAUUGGACAUUUUCUAUUUUGGCAUCUGCGUUCAGAGAUUCAAGUGCCAUCAGUUCAAAUUCGAUUCUCAUUAAUUCUUGAAGCUUAUUUAAGAAGCUCUAAAGAACAUAUUUCGAUUCUUAUGCGACAACUGAGUUGCCUUGAGAAACUUCGACUGGGCAGUGAGCAAGUGAAGAAGGUUGGAAAGGAAAAAGCUAAACACAAACUCAUGGAAUUCUUAUCAUCAGUGAGAGGUGACUUGAAAAACAUCACAUCGCCAUUGAAUCCAAGCUUUCGUUGUAAAGAAGUUCGUAAUGACAAAUGCAAAGUGAUGGACUCAAAAAUGAAACCAAUUUGGACAGUUUAUGAGAAUGUCGAUCAGCAUGGUGAAGAUAUUAACAUAAUUUUCAAGAACGGAGAUGAUUUAAGACAAGACAUGUUGACAUUACAAAUGCUUCGCAUUAUGGAUCGAAUAUGGAAGGCCAAUGGAUAUGACUUUCGUUUAAACACGUAUAGUUGUAUCAGUAUGGAUCGUCGAUUAGGAAUGAUUGAAGUUGUGCUUAAUGCCGAGACAAUUGCGAAUAUUCAGAAGGAAAAAGGAAUUUUCUCUGCAACAGCAGCAUUCAAGAAAGGUUCAUUAUUUUCAUGGCUUAAAGAUCACAACAGCACUGAAGAAUUGUUGCAAAAAGCAUGCAAUGAGUUCACACUUAGUUGUGCUGGUUAUUGCGUUGCAACUUAUGUUCUUGGCGUUGCUGAUCGUCAUUCAGACAACAUUAUGGUGAAGAAGAAUGGACAAUUGUUUCAUAUUGAUUUUGGUCAUAUUCUUGGGCAUUUUAAAGAGAAGUUUGGGAUAAGACGAGAGCGAGCUCCUUUUGUUUUGACACAUGACUUUGUUUAUGUCAUUAACAAAGGACGCAGCGAUAAGGAAGCUGACGAGUUUAAGAAAUUUCAAUAUUUGUGUGAACAGGCUUUCAUAACGUUAAGAAAACAUGGCGGUCUUAUACUUUCACUUUUCUCCAUGAUGAUCAGCACAGGUCUUCCAGAAUUAUCGUCCGAAAAAGAUUUGAAUUAUUUGAGGGAAACUUUGGUUCUCGAUUUAUCAGAGGACGAAGCUCUUCGUCAUUUCCGUUCAAAGUUCGAUGAAGCACUUCAGAACUCAUGGAAAACGUCGCUCAAUUGGGCAUCACACAAUUUUAGUAAGAACAACAAUAAUGAAGGAAAACUGAAAAUGCAUCGUUACGAGUUAAUACCAGACAAAAGCAAAGAUGAGAAUGGCAGUGAUGGAAGUGCUUAUUCAGAUCCAGAUGAUAACAGUGACAAAAGUGCGUUGCUUGGUGGAAGCAGCAAAUCAUACGGAACAGAUAAUUUGGAAUUAGCCAUUGCAAUUGAAGAACGAUUAACUUAUACUUGGAAAGAAAUCGACGUUUAUGGAGAACAACCAACAGAAGGAAGUUUGUGGUCCAGAACAAGUAAAAAGAUCAACAACUGCUUCUCUGGCAAUGGCAAGGAAUUCGUUGCAAGAAAACAUUUACUGAAAAACAUCACGGGGAUAGCACACAGUGGAGAACUGUUAGCGGUCUCGCCAACAUCUAUCAGAGCUCUCAACGGUGUGCCAGUAAAUCCUGAACAACUUCGAUCUCAAUGUGCUUAUGUUCAACAAGACGAUUUAUUCAUAGCAUCAUUGACUGCAAGGGAACAUCUCAUCUUCCAGGCAAUGCUUCGAAUGGGACGUAAAGUUCCAUACGCUCAAAAAAUUGCGCGUGUCAAUGAAGUCAUUAUUGAGUUGAGUUUAAGGAAGUGUGCAAACACUGUUAUUGGAAGUCCUGGAAGAAUUAAAGGUUUAUCUGGUGGGGAAAGGAAAAGACUUGCAUUUGCUUCUGAAUCUCUAACAGAUCCGCAUCUCUUGUUAUGUGAUGAACCGACUUCGGGUUUGGAUUCGUUCAUGGCACACAGCGUGUUGCAAGUGUUAAAACGACUGGCAAAUAAGGGAAAGACAAUCAUCAUCACUAUUCAUCAGCCUAGUUCAGAGUUGUUUGGAAUGUUUGAUAAAAUUUUGUUGAUAGCUGAAGGUCGCACAGCAUUUCUAGGGUCACCGACACAGGCAACGGAAUUCUUUGAACAUUUGGGUGUGCCAUGUCCCGUAAAUUAUAAUCCGGCAGACUUCUUCGUGCAAUUACUGGCAAUAGCCCCAAAUAAAGAGCAGGAAUGUCGUGCGACCAUCAAAAAAAUUUGCGAUUCAUUCGCUGUUAGUUCAUUAGCGGAAGAAGUGAAUGCGCUAGCAUCAAACUUAGGAUCAAAUGAGGAACUCGCUAAUCGACGUCUGAUUAACGGAAAUAAAUAUCGCGCUUCAUGGUUAACUCAAUUCUAUGCAAUAUUAUGGCGCUCGUGGCUGAGUGUUUUGAAGGAGCCAAUGUUGGUCAAAGUUCGAGUACUACAAACAAUUAUGGUGUCAUUCCUUAUCGGCAUCAUUUUCUAUGGACAAGUUCUCGAUCAAGACGGCGUCAUGAACAUGAAUGGAGCUUUAUUUCUAUUUCUCACAAACAUGACUUUUCAAAAUGUUUUCGCUGUUAUCAAUGUUUUUUCCGCUGAACUUCCGAUAUUUAUUCGCGAAUCUCGAGCAAGAUUGUAUAGGACGAGCACUUAUUUCCUUGGAAAGACAAUAGCGGAACUUCCGCUGUUUCUUGCAGUGCCAUUAAUCUUCACGACAAUUGCUUAUCCAAUGAUUGGUUUACGUGGAGGAUUUCUUUACUUUUCGAUAGCAUGCGGUGUUGUGUCACUUGUUGCCAACGUCUCCACGUCGUUUGGUUACUUAAUCUCAUGUGCCAGUUCUUCAAUUUCAAUGGCAUUGAGUGUCGGACCACCAGUGAUAAUUCCAUUUUUAAUUUUCGGUGGCUUCUUCUUAAACGCGGGAUCGGUUCCAUCAUACUUCGAGUGGCUUUCAUAUUUAUCAUGGUUCCGUUAUGGAAAUGAAGCGCUUCUCAUCAAUCAAUGGACAGGCGUGACAGACAUAAUAUGCACUCGAUCCAACACCACAUGCCCUACUAAUGGACAAAUCAUUUUGGAUACUCUCAACUUCAACUCGAGCAACUUUGGAUGGGACAUCCUAGCACUGAUUGUAUUGAUUGUAAUUUUCCGUUUUGCAGCUUACAGUUGUUUGGUUUUGCGUGCACGUAGUAAGGAGUAGACAUGAAGGCGUCCAUUGCAUGUUAAGUAAUCUUUCUUUCUGUUUGUUUAAUAAUUUUAUAAUCUCUUAAUGCAGUAGUAAUAAUAAUGAUUUUAAGUGACACUUUGCAUUAAAUAAUAAUAAUUUUUAGGUAACGAAAGUCAUGCAGCUCAUUAAUACAAAUUUUGAUUUGUGGUUUGUUUUUCUUUUAAACUUAAAGUAUUGUAAAUGAUAUGAUUGUGAUAAUGUAGGAAAGAAGAAGAUAUCCGAGAAAGAUGAUGAUUACGUAAUUCAUUGAUAUGGGACUCGGUCACGCGUAUAAAUAAUUUUUUGAUGCGACCUGAUUUCGUCAAAGUUUACGAGCAAGUGUCGGUCGCUUUUUCUUCUUCUUCGUCGUCAUCUCUUUCUUCUUCUUCUCUAGUUUUCAUUGAUCGUUUAUUUGCUUAAGCAAUUUGUCAUCAUCGCGCCCUCGUUUUCUUUGUCAUCAUAAACUUUUCCCUAAAUUGUCGCGUUUUAAAAGAAACUGCCAUUUAUGUAUGUAUUUAUAUCAAUAAUAAAAGUGUAGAAAUAUCUAUGAAAGUAUAUUAAAAACAAAUCAUUUUGAUUUUAUUGUGACUGCCAAGCGAUUAAAAUUUUCAUUAUCACGCAUGUGUAUUGAAAUAUAUGUAAAUCAAAUCAUAAAUAAAACAUAAUGACAUCGGGCAUACGCUAGCAUUGUUGACCCAUUGAAAUGUUUUGUAUUAUCAACGAGUUAACGUGUACGUUAAUUUCUCGUCAGUUGAAAUGAAAUUAAAACCAAAAACGAGUUUUUUUACGAUUAUUUUGCUGGAAUUGUGCAAAAGCCGAAAACAUCGAAUGAAGUGAUCACGGAACACUUGUCGCUUCAUCUUCAUGUAUUUUGUUGGUUUUUAUUGAACUUUUCAAAGAUGCUAAACGUGGAAAUGUAAUAUAAUGACCGUAACGUAUCAUUUGCUAAUUGACGAACUCUUUCUGUUAAAUAAAUAUUAAAAAUAAAAGUCGAUAACUUAAAAGACAAUGAAGGAAGUUGGCACGGUUUGAUUUUGAAGGAAAAUUUAGAGCUUAGCGUUGCGUAAUUUUUACAACAAAUAUUUGCGUUUUCUAAACUCAUCAAAAUUGCAUAAUGUCGAGUGUCGUAAAACUGGAAGAAUAAAUUUUUCAUCCACUAACGAAUAAGCGUUUGUUCACACCAACCAACUCUCAAUCUAUGGUAAUAACAUCAAAUAACCGAUGAACAUCAAAUAAAUAAAUUUAUGCUAAUUUUAAUCGUUUAAAUGUUUGAAAAAGUGUCAAUGACAUCUCAAAAGAUUUUACGAUAAUAUUAUAAGCGUCAAAUAUGAAUUAAAACAUUGUAUUUGUCUUUCUGUACUUUGAAAACUUUUAUUCAGAUCAAAAGAAAUUAGAUGCAAUUUCACAC